Messenger RNA from Rana temporaria (common frog), 9431 nucleotides. It is a transcript of the gene UBR5, whose product is annotated as ubiquitin protein ligase E3 component n-recognin 5. Gene Ontology annotation, molecular function: ubiquitin binding; ubiquitin-protein transferase activity; zinc ion binding. Gene Ontology annotation, biological process: DNA damage response; regulation of double-strand break repair; protein polyubiquitination. The record is from RefSeq and is a predicted model, not a curated record. Gene Ontology annotation, cellular component: nucleus. The transcript has 59 exons. NCBI's taxonomy places the organism in Eukaryota, Metazoa, Chordata, Amphibia, Anura, Ranidae. The coding region runs from base 295 to 8700 and encodes 2801 amino acids.
CAUCCCCCGCUGAGGUCCUGGUGAGAGGAGGAGGAGGGGAGAAGCAGACUGCUUGGAGGCGGCAAGAUGGCGUCCGGGUACUGAAGGCUCCGCCGAUUUCUAGCCGGUGUCGGAUGUCGUUUUGGCGGCUGGCGAAGAAUUUGCGAAGGAAGAGAGAAGGGAGCUGCGUGUAGCCGGGGGCCGUCUUUGUCUGGUGGUUGAGCGGGAGGAGAGACCGAGGCUCCGCCUCGUAGGGCGGCCAGCAGACAUCUUCUUCUUCCCGUAGUCCUAUUAAUAAUCCUCGGCGGACCCGCCAUGACUUCCAUUCACUUCGUGGUCCAUCCGCUUCCCGGGACCGAGGACCAGCUCAAUGACCGGUUAAGAGAAGUUUCUGAAAAGCUGAAUAAAUAUAACUUAAGCAGUCACCCCCCAUUGAAUGUACUGGAGCAGACGACUAUAAAACAGUGUGUGGUUGGGCCGAAUCAUGCUGCUUUCCUCCUAGAGGAUGGAAGAGUUUGCAGAAUUGGCUUCCUAGUCCAGCCAGACAGACUUGAAUUGAGUAAACCAGAGAAUAAUGAUGGUUCAAAGUUGAACAGUGGCUCAGGGGCAGGAAGGACAUCCAGGCCAGGCAGGACUAGUGACUCUCCCUGGUUUUUGUCUGGUUCUGAGACUCUGGGCAGACUGGCAGGCAACACCCUUGGCAGUCGAUGGAGCUCUGGAGUAGGUGGAAGCGGUGGCGGAUCCUCUGGUCGCUCGUCAGCCGGUGCUCGCGACUCUCGGAGACAAACGCGAGUCAUUCGCACAGGACGAGACAGGGGCUCAGGUCUCCUGGGUAGUCAGCCACAGCCUGUGAUUCCAGCUUCAGUGAUACCAGAAGAACUUAUAUCACAGUCUAUCUCUGAAUCACAGGCGCAAGUUGUCCUUCAAGGAAAGUCUAGAAGCGUUAUAAUUAGAGAACUCCAAAGAACAAACCUUGAUGUGAACUUGGCUGUAAAUAAUCUCCUGAGCCGAGACGACGAGGAUGGCGAUGACGGGGAUGACACUGCCAGUGAAUCCUACUUACCUGGAGAGGAUCUUAUGUCACUGCUGGAUGCUGACAUUCAUUCUGCUCACCCAAGUGUCAUAAUUGAUGCUGAUGCUAUGUUUUCAGAAGAUAUUAGCUACUUUGGUUAUCCAUCCUUUCGGCGCUCUUCACUUUCCAGGAUAGGCUCAUCUAGAGUUCUCCUUCUUCCCUUAGAAAGAGACUCUGAGCUGUUGCGUGAACGUGAGUCAGUUUUACGCUUGCGCGAGAGGCGGUGGCUUGAUGGGGCCUCAUUUGAUAACGAACGGGGCUCCACAAGUAAAGAAGGUGAGCCCAGUUUGGACAAGAAGAACACCCCAAUACUGAGUCCAGUGUCACUGGGAGAAGACUUGCAGUGGUGGCCAGAAAAGGAUGGAACAAAAUUUGUUGCUAUUGGGGCACUAUAUUCUGAACUAGUUGCAGUAAGCAGCAAAGGAGAGCUUUUUCAGUGGAAGUGGUUAGAAUCUGAACCAUACAGGAACCCACAGAACCCCUUGAUUCAUCAUCCAAGGACAAGUUUUCUAGGUUUGACGAAUGAAAAAAUUGUACUCCUUUCUGCAAAUAGCAUACGAGCUACUGUCGCUACGGAAAGCAACAAGGUUGCCACCUGGGUUGAUGAAACGCUUAGUUCUGUGGCUACAAAAUUAGAACACACAGCACAGGUAUUCCCUGAAUUACAGGGAGAGAAGAUUGUAUCUCUACAUUGCUGUGCACUUUACACAUGUGCUCAACUGGAGAAUAAUCUCUAUUGGUGGGGAGUUGUACCUUUCAGUCAGAGGAAGAAGAUGCUUGAGAAAGCGCGUGCGAAAAAUAAAAAGCCCAAAUCCAGUGCUGGGAUUUCUUCACUGCCAAAUAUCACGGUUGGUACUCAGGUUUGCUUGAGAAAUAACCCGCUGUAUCAUGCGGGUGCUGUGGCAUUUUCUAUCAGUGCUGGCAUUCCUAAAGUUGGCGUCUUAAUGGAGUCGGUGUGGAAUAUGAAUGAUAGCUGCCGGUUCCAGCUGAGGUCUCCGGAGAGCCUGAAAAACAUGGAGAAGUCCAGCAAGACCACCGAAGCCAAGCCUGAAAGCAAACAAGAACCUGUAAAGACCGAAAUGGGACCACCUCCAUCCCCAGCAUCUACAUGUAGUGAUGCUUCUUCUAUUGCCAGCAGUGCGUCAAUGCCUUACAAACGCAGGCGAUCCACACCAGCUCCCAAGGAGGAAGAGAAGGUUAAUGAAGAGCAGUGGUCCCUCAGGGAGGUGGUCUUUGUUGAGGAUGUCAAAAAUGUCCCCGUGGGCAAGGUGCUGAAGGUGGAUGGUGCCUAUGUUGCUGUGAAGUUCCCAGGGACAUCAAAUAGUACCAACAGUCAAUGCACUCCUGGCUGUGAACCUGACCCAUCUUCACUUCUCCAAGAUUGUCGACUUCUAAGGAUAGACGAACUUCAGGUGGUGAAGACAGGUGGAACACCCAAGGUCCCUGACUGUUUCCAGAGGACUCCGAAAAAGUUGUGUAUUCCUGAAAAAACUGAAAUCUUGGCUGUGAACGUGGAUUCUAAAGGGGUUCAUGCUGUUUUGAAGACUGGAACAUGGGUGCGUUACUGUAUUUUUGACCUUGCUACUGGGAAAGCUGAGCAGGAGAACAAUUUCCCAACCAGCAGCAUUGCUUUUCUCGGUCAGAAUGAGAGAAAUGUGGCUAUAUUCACAGCUGGACAGGAGUCUCCAAUUAUCCUAAGAGACGGAAAUGGGACAAUUUAUCCCAUGGCAAAAGACUGCAUGGGUGGCAUCAGAGACCCUGAUUGGCUGGACCUUCCCCCCAUCAGCAGCCUUGGUAUGGGAGUUCACUCCCUGGCUAAUCUCCCAGCAAAUUCAACCAUCAAGAAGAAGGCUGCAAUUAUUAUCAUGGCCGUUGAGAAACAAACCUUGAUGCAACAUAUUCUGCGUUGUGAUUAUGAGGCCUGCAGGCAGUAUCUAGUGAACCUGGAACAAGGAGUGGUUCUGGAUCAAAACACCCAGAUGUUGCAGACCUUCCUCAGCCACCGGUGUGAUGGAAAUCGAAACAUCCUGCACGCCUGCGUGUCUGUGUGCUUUCCAACAAGCAACAAGGAGACUAAAGAGGAGGAGGGUAGGGAAGCAGAGCGCUCGGAGAGGAACACAUUCGCAGAGCGAUUAUCUGCUGUAGAAGCUAUAGCUAAUGCCAUCUCUGUAGUGUCCAGCAAUGGUCCUGGAAAUCGAGCUGGAUCCUCCAGUAGCCGAAGCUUAAGACUGAGGGAGAUGAUGAGGCGGUCUCUUCGUGCAGCAGGACUGGGGAGACAUGAAUCUGGAGCUUCGGGUGAUCACCAAGACCCAGUGUCUCCUCCUAUAGCUCCACCCAGCUGGGUGCCAGACCCACCUGCUAUGGAUCCAGAUGGUGAUAUAGAUUUUAUCCUGGCCCCUGCAGUAGGAUCCCUUACCACAGCAUCUACUGGCACAGGUCAAGGGCCUAGUACAUCAACCAUACCAGGUCCUUCUUCAGAGCCUUCUGUAGUGGAGUCCAAGGAUCGCAAAGCGAACGCUCACUUCAUUCUGAAAUUAUUGUGUGAUAGCAUAGUUCUGCAGCCGUACCUCAGAGACCUUCUUUCUGCUAAGGAUGCCAGAGGUAUGACCCCCUUCAUGUCGGCUGUAAGUGGAAGAGCUUACCCUGCAGCUAUAACUAUUCUGGAGACUGCGCAGAAAAUCGCUAAAGCAGAAGGAAAUGCCAAUGAGAAAGAGGAAGAUGUGUUCAAGGCAAUGAUCUGCCCACCUGGCACAAAUGCAGAUGACUCCCCUCUGUAUGUUCUGUGCUGCAAUGACACCUGUAGCUUCACAUGGACUGGAGCUGAGCACAUAAAUCAGGAUAUAUUUGAAUGCAGAACAUGUGGGUUGUUAGAAUCUCUCUGCUGUUGUACGGAGUGUGCCAGGGUCUGCCACAAAGGACAUGACUGCAAGCUGAAGCGUACAUCACCCACUGCCUACUGUGAUUGCUGGGAGAAAUGUAAAUGCAAGACGCUAAUUGCAGGUCAAAAGUCUGCCCGUCUAGAUCUAUUAUACCGACUGCUGACCAUCACUAAUCUAGUGACAAUGCCAAAUAGCAGAGGGGAGCACCUUCUUCUGUUCCUUGUGCAGACUGUUGCCAGGCAGACGGUUGAACACUGUCAGUACAGACCACCACGCAUACGAGAAGAUAGAAACCGCAAAGCAGCCAAUCCUGAAGCUUUUGUUCCAGAUUCUGAUAUGCCAGAUCAUGACUUGGAACCCCCAAGAUUUGCACAGCUUGCCCUUGAACGUGUCUUACAGGACUGGAAUGCACUUAAAUCUAUGAUCAUGUUUGGCUCUCAAGAAAACAAAGACCCUCUGAGUGCCAGCAGUCGGAUCGGUCACCUUCUCCCAGAGGAACAAAUUUACUUGAAUCAACAGAGCGGUACCAUUCGCCUUGACUGCUUUACACACUGCCUUAUUGUCAAGUGUACUGCUGACAUCUUGCUGCUGGACACAUUGCUGGGAACUCUAGUAAAAGAACUUCAGAACAAGUACACUCCUGGACGUCGAGAAGAGGCGGUGGCUGUCACUAUGCGAUUUCUGCGUUCUGUGGCGCGUGUGUUUGUCAUACUCAGUGUUGAAAUGGCUUCCUCCAAGAAGAAAAAUAACUUUAUUCCACAGCCAAUAGGCAAAUGCAAGAGGGUAUUCCAAGCACUGCUUCCAUAUGCAGUAGAGGAGCUGUGUAAUGUUGCAGAGUCGCUCAUUGUUCCAGUGAGAAUGGGAAUCGCACGACCUACUGCACCCUUCACUUUGGCCAGCACAAGUAUCGAUGCAAUGCAGGGAAGUGAAGAACUCUUUUCUGUUGAGCCUCUCCCUCCAAGGCCAUCCUCUGACCAGUCUAACAGUUCCAGUCAAUCACAGUCUUACAUCAUUAGAAAUCCUCAGCAGAGAAGAAUAAGCCAGUCACAGCCCGUGAGAAGCCGGGAUGAGGAACAGGAUGAUAUUGUGUCUGCCGACGUGGAAGAGGUGGAAGUAGUAGAAGGAGUUGCUGGUGAGGAAGACCAUCAUGAUGAGCAAGAGGAACAUGGAGAAGAGAAUGCGGAAGCUGAAGGACAACAUGAUGAGCAUGAUGAGGAUGGGAGUGACAUGGAGUUGGACCUUCUGGCUGCUGCUGAGACAGAAAGUGACAGUGAAAGCAAUCACAGUAAUCAGGACAAUGCUAGUGGCCGCAGAAGUGUUGUCACAGCAGCUACUGCCGGCUCAGAAGCAGGUGCCAGCAGUGUUCCAGCGUUCUUCUCUGAGGAUGACUCUCAGUCCAAUGACUCCAGCGACUCUGACAGCAGCAGUAGUCAGAGUGAUGACCUUGACCAGGAGACAUUUAUGAUUGAUGAGCCUUUAGAGAGGUCUACAAACAGCAACCAUGCCAAUGGUGCUGCACAAGCUCCUCGUUCUAUGCAGUGGGCUGUGAGGAACACACAGAAUCAGAGAACGCCUAACACUGCGCCAUCUAGCACUUCUACCCCUGCAGCGAGUUCAGGAGCUCUAAUUUACAUUGAACCAUCUAGUUUACGUCGAAGUGGAAACAUGAGCUCUACUGCAGCAGCAGCCCUUGAAGCCAGCAACUCCAGUAGCUACUUGACAUCAGCAAGCAGUCUGGCAAGGGCUUAUAGCAUAGUUAUUCGGCAAAUAUCGGACUUAAUGGGGCUCAUCCCAAAAUACAACCAUUUGGUCUACUCUCAGAUUCCUGCUGCUGUAAAGCUGACUUAUCAAGAUGCAGUAAACUUGCAGAACUAUGUGGAAGAAAAGCUUAUUCCAACAUGGAACUGGAUGGUCAGUAUAAUGGAUUCCACUGAAGCUCAGCUUCGUUAUGGGUCUGCACUGUCUUCAGCUGGAGAUCCAGGUCAUCCAAAUCAUCCUCUCCAUGCUUCUCAGAAUCCCACCAGAAGAGAACGCAUGACUGCCAGAGAAGAAGCCAGCCUGAGGACACUAGAAGGCAGAAGAAGAGCCACCCUACUAAGUGCACGUCAAGGAAUGUCUGCACGCGGAGACUUUCUGAACUAUGCACUCUCACUAAUGCGCUCUCACAAUGAUGAACACUCCGAUGUGCUUCCGGUGUUGGACGUGUGUUCCCUGAAACACGUGGCCUAUGUUUUCCAGGCUCUUAUUUACUGGAUUAAAGCAAUGAACCAACAGACCACACUGGACACACCUCAGCUAGAGAGGAAAAGAACUCGAGAACUCUUAGAACUUGGCCUUGAUAAUGAAGACUCGGAGCAUGAGAAUGAUGACGACACCAAUCAGAGUUCGACAUUAAAUGACAAGGAUGAAGAUACGUUGCCUGCAGAGACUGGCCAGAAUCACCCGUUCUUCCGUCGCUCUGAUUCUAUGACCUUCUUGGGCUGCAUUCCACCAAAUCCUUUUGAGGUUCCUCUUGCAGAAGCCAUCCCACUUGCUGACCAGCCACAUCUCUUACAGCCCAAUGCCCGUAAGGAAGACUUGUUUGGCCGGCCGAGUCAGGGCCUGUAUUCAUCUUCAGCUAAUAGUGGAAAAUGCCUGCUUGAAGUGACAGUGGACAGAAACUGUUUGGAGGUUUUGCCUACCAAAAUGUCCUAUGCUGCUAACCUGAAGAAUGUAAUGAGCAUACAAAGCAAUCAGAAAGAGACAGAAGAAACCGCUGCACCUCAGGAAGAAAUGGACAGCUCAAAGCCAGGACCAUCAGCGCAUGAUCUGGCUGCUCAGUUGAAGAGCAGCUUGCUGGCGGAGAUUGGGCUGACAGAGAGCGAGGGCCCUCCUCUGACUUCAUUCAGGCCACAGUGCAGUUUUAUGGGCAUGGUGAUCUCUCAUGAUAUGCUGUUGGGUCGAUGGAGGUUGUCACUUGAGCUUUUCGGCAGAGUGUUCAUGGAGGAUGUUGGAGCAGAGCCGGGAUCAAUAUUGACGGAGUUGGGUGGCUUUGAAGUGAAAGAAUCUAAAUUCCGCAGAGAGAUGGAAAAACUGCGAAAUCAGCAAUCUAGAGAUUUAACCUUGGAGGUUGACAGAGACCGAGACCUCCUUAUUCAGCAGACAAUGAGGCAGUUGAAUAACCAUUUUGGACGUAGGUGUGCCACAACACCAAUGGCUGUGCACAGGGUAAAGGUCACUUUUAAAGACGAGCCAGGAGAGGGCAGCGGAGUAGCCCGAAGCUUCUAUACUGCUAUUGCUCAAGCAUUUCUGUCAAAUGAAAAAUUGCCAAGUCUAGACUGCAUUCAGAACACCAACAAAGGAACACAUACAAGUUUGAUGCAGAGGCUAAGAAAUCGAGGGGAGCGUGACCGGGAAAGAGAACGGGACAUGCGACGAAGCAGUGGUUUAAGAGCUGGAUCUCGGAGGGACAGAGACAGAGAUUUCAGGAGACAGCUGUCGAUUGACACAAGGCCUUUUAGGCCAGCCUCUGAAGGGAACCCCAGUGAUGAUCCAGAUCCUCUUCCAGCUCACAGACAGGCUCUUGGGGAGCGGCUGUAUCCACGUGUACAAGCCAUGCAGCCUGCCUUUGCAAGUAAAAUUACUGGUAUGCUGCUAGAAUUGUCUCCAGCCCAACUGCUACUGCUGCUGGCCAGCGAAGACUCUCUAAGAGCCCGGGUGGAUGAAGCUAUGGAAUUGAUUAUCGCACAUGGAAGGGAAAAUGGAGCAGACAGUAUACUGGAUCUUGGCUUGUUGGAUUCAUCUGAAAAAGUUCAGGAAAACCGUAAACGUCAUGGAUCCAGCCGCAGUGUGGUUGAUAUGGAGCUAACGGAUACAGAUGAUGGUGAUGAUAACGCCCCCUUAUUCUAUCAGCCUGGUAAACGAGGAUUCUAUAGUCCCAGGCCAGGCAAGAACACAGAGGCCCGAUUAAACUGUUUCCGGAAUAUUGGAAGGAUCCUUGGCCUGUGCUUGUUGCAGAAUGAACUAUGUCCGAUCACAUUAAGCCGACAGGUUAUAAAGGUUCUCUUGGGCAGAAAAGUGAACUGGCAUGAUUUUGCUUUUUUUGAUCACGUGAUGUAUGAAAGUCUGCGACAGCUCAUCCUCGCCUCACAGAGUCCAGAUGCAGAUGCAGUGUUUGCAUCAAUGGACUUGGCGUUCGCUAUAGACCUGUGCAAGGAGGAGAGUGGAGGACAGGUGGAGCUCAUUCCCAAUGGUGUAAAUAUCCCUGUAACCCCUCAAAAUGUAUAUGAAUAUGUAAGAAAAUAUGCUGAACAUAGGAUGCUGGUAGUAGCAGAACAGCCUCUACAUGCAAUGAGGAAAGGACUGCUAGAUGUAAUUCCAAAGAGUGCACUAGAAGAUUUAACGGCAGAAGAUUUCAGACUUCUGGUGAAUGGCUGCGGUGAAGUUAAUGUUCAGAUGUUGAUUAGUUUUACAUCUUUCAACGAUGAGUCAGGAGAAAAUGCAGAAAAGCUUUUGCAAUUCAAGCGUUGGUUCUGGUCAAUUGUUGAAAAGAUGAGCAUGACUGAGCGGCAAGAUUUAGUUUAUUUCUGGACAUCAAGCCCAUCUUUGCCCGCAAGUGAAGAAGGUUUUCAGCCCAUGCCUUCCAUUACCAUACGACCGCCAGAUGACCAACAUCUCCCUACUGCCAACACCUGUAUCUCUCGCCUGUAUGUCCCCCUCUACUCUUCCAAACAGAUUCUCAAACAGAAGUUAUUACUGGCUAUUAAAACCAAGAACUUUGGGUUUGUGUAGAUUAAAUAAAGCGUUUUCCCCAUGUAAUAUAUCUAGCAAACAUGUUUUUCUUAGAUCUUUUUCCAUUUGUCGAAAAGGUUUAUGAAUUUUAACAGUUUUGCCCAACCAUGAUGUCGCGUUGAGGACUUUCUGGCGCUUUGAUUGCAGUGGCGUCUAACGCCAAUUGGUCACGCAAAACCCAACUGAGUACAAUUAUUGGGGGGCCAGUCUAUCGGGUCUUCUGACAAACGGUUUGGCUUGUUACCGUUCCUUUUAAAUCGAAAGAAAAGGAGGAAGAUGAAGCAACACUGUGAUAGUCUCUUCCCAGACAGGAAAAGGUUCUAAACAUGUCUGACUUUUCACUGCUGCCUUUGUGAAAAUUGCUUUAUCAUUGACUCUUGGAAGGAGGGAAUAAUAUCAAAAUCAAAAAUGUAUUCUGCCACACCCUUUUAUUUCCUUUUUAUUUUUUGUGGGAUUUUUGGGGGUACUUUUUUCCUCCUCCCAUGCUAUUUAAUUUGUAGUUUGGCUACUGUGUUGUACAUGAUGUAUAUUAAACUUGUAAAAGUGAUAUCCUGAAAAAAAAAAUAAUGAGCUUAUGUUGCACUAUUUUUAUUUUUCACGUGUCAUGUCAAUCUCUAAUCACAAUCUUUUCCAUAGACUGGAGCGUUUGAGAAUAGGUCAUGACAAAAUUGCAUGUACAAAUACAUGUAUGUAAUUUUAUGUUAAAUGCAUAAAAAUUCAGUUGGAUAUUU